UUAUUCAGCAAACAAAGCCUUUUCGGAUAUUUCUGCAUCGUGGACGUUUUCUCGGCGGUUUUGCACCAAAUUUGUUGCGGCAUCAAGGCCAGAGAGUUUGCCUUGACUCCCCUCACUACCAAAAUAAAUGCACAGGGCAGGAUUGUUCCACUGAGCAGCCGUGACUGGGGAGAGAGGAGAAGGAAGGAGAUGGUACGUGCCGACAGCUCGAAAGUGAUUGCGGGGAGGAUUGCUAUGUAUGAGAGAGUUCAGGGGGGAAACGGGAGCAACUCACACGGGCAGCCAGGGCUGCCAGGAUGGCGAGAGCCAAGCUGAAGAAUUCCCCUUCAGAGAGCAAUGCCCACGUCAAAACCGUCCCGGCAGGCACGACAGAAGAUGUGCACGGGGUGAGCCCCUUGUUACCGUCUCGGAGGAUGGGAUCCAUGGGGAGUGAUGUCGGACAAAGGCCUCACGCCGAGGAUUUCAGCGUGGAUUCCUCCUUCUCACAGGUGCAGGUCGAGUUCUACGUGAAUGAAAACACCUUCAAGGAGCGGCUGAAGCUCUUCUUCAUCAAAAACCAGCGAUCGAGCCUGCGGAUCCGGCUCUUCAACUUCUCCCUGAAGCUGCUGACGUGCCUGCUGUACAUCGUGCGCGUGCUGCUGGACAACCCCGAGGAGGGCAUCGGCUGCUGGGAAUGUGAGAAGCAGAAUUACACAGCCUUCAACCAGUCCACCAACAUCAACUGGUCCCACAUCUUCUGGGUGGACAGGAAAACCCCCCUGUGGGCCGUGCAGGUCAGCAUCGCCCUCAUCAGCUUCCUGGAGACCAUGCUGCUCACCUAUCUCAGCUACAAGGGGAACAUCUGGGAGCAGAUUUUUCGCAUUUCCUUCAUCCUGGAGAUGAUCAACACAGUGCCAUUCAUCAUCACGAUAUUCUGGCCUCCUCUGCGGAAUUUGUUCAUUCCUGUGUUUCUGAACUGCUGGCUGGCCAAGUACGCCCUGGAGAACAUGAUUAACGACCUGCACCGAGCCAUCCAAAGGACACAGUCAGCAAUGUUCAACCAGGUGCUCAUCCUCAUCUGCACCCUCCUGUGUCUCGUUUUCACGGGGACCUGCGGCAUCCAGCACUUGGAAAGAGCAGGUGAGAAGCUCUCCCUCUUCAAGUCCUUCUAUUUCUGCAUCGUCACCUUUUCCACCGUGGGCUACGGAGACGUGACACCAAAGAUUUGGCCUUCCCAGCUGCUCGUGGUGAUCAUGAUCUGCGUGGCUCUGGUGGUGCUGCCUCUCCAGUUCGAGGAGCUGGUGUACCUGUGGAUGGAGCGGCAGAAGUCGGGGGGCAACUACAGCCGGCACCGCGCGCAGACCGAGAAGCACGUGGUGCUGUGCGUCAGCUCCCUCAAGAUCGACCUCCUCAUGGACUUCCUCAACGAGUUCUACGCCCACCCUCGCCUGCAGGAUUACUACGUGGUGAUCCUGUGCCCCACGGAGAUGGACAUCCAGGUGCGGCGCGUGCUGCAGAUCCCCCUGUGGUCCCAGAGGGUCAUCUACCUCCAGGGCUCUGCCCUCAAGGACCAGGACCUGAUGAGAGCCAAGAUGGACAAUGGAGAAGCUUGCUUCAUCCUCAGCAGCCGGAAUGAGGUGGACAGAACAGCAGCUGACCACCAGACCAUCCUGAGGGCCUGGGCUGUCAAAGACUUUGCUCCAAACUGUCCUCUCUACGUUCAGAUCUUAAAGCCAGAAAAUAAAUUCCACGUCAAGUUUGCAGAUCACGUUGUGUGUGAGGAGGAGUGCAAAUACGCCAUGCUGGCCCUGAACUGUGUCUGCCCUGCCACCUCCACCCUCAUCACGCUGCUGGUGCACACCUCCCGUGGCCAGGAGGGCCAGGAGUCUCCGGAGCAGUGGCAGCGCAUGUACGGGCGCUGCUCGGGCAAUGAGGUCUAUCACAUCCGCAUGGGGGACAGCAAGUUCUUCAUGGAGUACGAGGGCAAGAGCUUCACCUACGCCGCCUUCCACGCGCACAAGAAGUACGGUGUCUGCCUGAUCGGGAUCCGCAGGGAGGAGAACAAGAGCAUCCUGCUGAACCCCGGCCCCAGGCACAUCAUGGCAGCCUCGGACACCUGCUUCUACAUCAACAUCACCAAGGAGGAGAACUCUGCCUUCAUCUUCAAGCAGGAGGAGAAGCAGAAGAAGAAGGGCUUUGCAGGCAGCUACGACGGCCCCUCCCGGCUGCCCGUGCACAGCAUCAUUGCCAGCAUGGGUACAGUGGCCAUGGACCUGCAGAACACCGAGUGCCGCCCUGCCAACAGCAGCAAGCUGGCCCUGCCCGCCGAGAACGGCUCGGGCACGCGGCGGCCCAGCAUCGCCCCGGUGCUGGAGCUGGCUGACACCUCCUCCCUGCUGCCCUGCGACCUCCUCAGCGACCAGUCCGAGGACGAGAUGACGCAGUCGGACGAGGAGGGGUCAGCGGUGCUCGAGUACGUGAAGGGCUACCCCCCAAACUCGCCCUACAUCGGGAGCUCCCCGACCCUGUGCCACCUGCUGCCCGAGAAAGCCCCGUUCUGCUGCCUGAGGCUGGACAAGGGCUGCAAACACAACAGCUUUGAGGAUGCCAAAGCCUACGGCUUCAAGAACAAGCUGAUCAUCGUUUCUGCAGAGACAGCGGGGAACGGCCUCUACAACUUCAUCGUCCCGCUGCGCGCCUACUACCGCUCCCGCAAGGAGCUCAACCCCAUCGUGCUGCUGCUGGACAACAAGCCUGAGCACCACUUUCUGGAGGCCAUCUGCUGUUUCCCCAUGGUGUACUACAUGGAGGGCACCAUUGACAACCUGGACAGUUUGCUGCAGUGUGGCAUCAUCUACGCUGACAACUUGGUGGUGGUGGACAAGGAGAGCACCAUGAGUGCUGAGGAGGACUACAUGGCAGAUGCCAAGACCAUUGUCAACGUCCAGACCAUGUUCAGGCUCUUCCCCAGCCUCAGCAUUAUCACGGAGCUGACCCACCCCUCCAACAUGAGGUUCAUGCAGUUCAGAGCAAAGGACAGUUACUCUCUGGCCCUUUCUAAGCUAGAAAAGAGAGAGCGAGAGAAUGGCUCCAACCUGGCCUUCAUGUUCCGGCUGCCCUUCGCCGCCGGGAGAGUCUUCAGCAUCAGCAUGCUGGACACGCUGCUCUACCAGUCGUUCGUGAAGGAUUACAUGAUCACCAUCACUCGGCUGCUGCUGGGCCUCGACACCACGCCGGGCUCCGGGUACCUCUGUGCGAUGAAGAUCACUGAGGAUGACCUGUGGAUCCGGACGUACGGACGCCUCUUCCAGAAGCUCUGCUCCUCCAGUGCCGAGAUCCCCAUCGGCAUCUACAGGACGGAGUCGCACAUGUUCGCCACCUCCGAGCCCCACGACAUCCGAGCGCAGUCACAGAUCUCAAUCAAUGUUGAGGACUGCGAGGACACCAAGGACGUCAAGGAGCACUGGGGCAUCAAGACGAGCCACCACCGCAACUCGUGCUCCAGCGACCAGUCGGAGCACCCGCUGCUGCGGCGCAAGAGCAUGCAGUGGGCGCGGCGCCUCAGCCGCAAGGGCAACAAGCACUCCAGCAAGACGGCCGAGUGGAUCAGCCAGCAGCGCCUCAGCCUGUACCGCCGCUCCGAGCGCCAGGAGCUCUCCGAGCUCGUCAAGAACCGCAUGAAGCACCUGGGCCUGCCCACCACCGGGUACGAGGAUGUAGCAAAUUUAACAGCCAGUGAUGUGAUGAAUCGGGUAAACCUGGGAUAUUUGCAAGAUGAGAUGAACGACCACCAGAACACCUUGUCCUAUGUCCUGAUCAAUCCCCCCCCGGACACGCGGCUGGAGCUCAACGACAUCGUGUACCUGAUCCGCUCCGACCCCCUGGCCCACGUGGCCAACGACGGCCACAGCCGCAAGAGCAGCUGCAGCAACAAGCUGGGCUCGGGCAACCCCGAGACGCGCGACGAGACCCAGCUGUGAGCGCUGCCAGGGCGGGCAAGGACAGCCUGGCACGGCCCGGCCCGGCCCCAUGGAGGCGCUGCCCAGCCCGGCGGGGAUGCCCAGCCCGGCCGUGCCCACGGGAGGAUGCCCAGCCCGGCCGUGCCCACGGGACGAUGCCCAGCCCGGCCAUGCCUGCGGGACGAUGCCCAGCCCGGCCGUGCCCAUGGGAGGAUGCCCAGCCCGGUGGGGAUGCCCAGCCUGGCCGUGCCCACGGGACGAUGCCCAGCCCGGCGGGGAUGCCCAGCCUGGCAGUGCCCACGGGAGGAUGCCCGGAGCCCCAGCACGGCCGGACGCAGCCGGUGGCCGUGUGUGCCCCCGGGGAUUUUAACUUUUCUACCGAUACCGCAACUAGUGAGACAGCGUUCGCUGGUGCUGGUGGGACGGGGCUGAGCCCAGAUGCCAAUGGGAGCAGGGCUGGGGUUGCUGGAGGGUGCAGGUUGGUAAAGACAAGAGGAAAACUGCACCGAGACCCUGCUCCUCUUCCUCCUCCUCCUCUUCCUUCACCAGGUGUCCCCCAGGGUGCCCAGACUCCUGCUCUGUCGCUCAUGGUCUUCAUCCUCGGCUGGGUUUCUGUUCUGGGCACUGGGUGAGGACUCUGGUGGCCGUGGCACAGCCGGGAUGGAGGGGACAGGGCACAGCAGGGCCCCCACGCCUUGGGGCACCUCACAAACCAGAGCACGCCAAGCCCAGGGCACCGAGAGGGGGCCAGAUCUGUGACAGAGCCUUGGGGCACCUCACAAAGCAGGACACCCCAAGCCCAGGGCACCGAAAGCAGGGCCAGCUCUGUGGCAGUGCCCUGGAGCCCCUGGGUUUGUGUCCUGCUGGGGCUGAGCUGCUGCUGCUGGGCUGGCUGGGCUGUGCAGGUUUGGUGGCUCCAUUCACCCUUUCCAGCCAGGGCAGUCUGGAGUCCAACCCCGCUGUGUGUCCCGGCCGUGUCCUGCUGUCCUUCCCCUCCCCGUGGUCGCAGCUGGUGGCGCCGUUAUGGCAGCGGGUCCUGCCUGUCCCCACAGCCCCCCCUGCUCGGCUCUGUCCCCCCUGUCCCCGUGGCUUCCCCUGCAGCAGAGGUGCAUGAACGUCCCCCCCGACCUGCAGGGCCCCGGCACCACCACAAACACCAGAUGUGUUUCCAUUCUGCUUUUGCACAUUCUGCAAUGGUGUGGAAAGGGUUUAUUUGACUGCCAAGUGAAUAACUGAGUUGUUGACUUUCUAUACUUUCAUGUUCAUAUCUUACAAUUCCAAUGUGAUUUUUUUUUUGUUGUUUUUUAGCAAGGAGCUUGUAAAGCA
Messenger RNA from Melospiza georgiana, 5264 nucleotides. RefSeq names its product potassium sodium-activated channel subfamily T member 1 (gene KCNT1). Gene Ontology annotation, cellular component: membrane. The transcript has 32 exons. The record is from RefSeq and is a predicted model, not a curated record. Gene Ontology annotation, molecular function: intracellular sodium-activated potassium channel activity. The coding region runs from base 297 to 3959 and encodes 1220 amino acids. Gene Ontology annotation, biological process: potassium ion transport. NCBI's taxonomy places the organism in Eukaryota, Metazoa, Chordata, Aves, Passeriformes, Passerellidae.